Plasmodium gonderi is the source of this 834-nucleotide messenger RNA. Its product is annotated as tRNA (guanine-N(7)-)-methyltransferase. Gene Ontology annotation, biological process: tRNA methylation; RNA (guanine-N7)-methylation. Gene Ontology annotation, cellular component: tRNA methyltransferase complex. NCBI's taxonomy places the organism in Eukaryota, Apicomplexa, Aconoidasida, Haemosporida, Plasmodiidae. The transcript has a single exon. The coding region runs from base 1 to 834 and encodes 277 amino acids. Gene Ontology annotation, molecular function: tRNA (guanine(46)-N7)-methyltransferase activity. The record is from RefSeq and is a predicted model, not a curated record.
AUGAAGAAACAUAAAGUUCCAUGCAAGAAGUUCUAUCGACAAAGAGCUCAUUGCAAUCCUCUUUCGGACAGCUAUAUAAGGUAUCCAGUGAACUGUAGUUACGUGAAUUGGUGUGUUCAUUAUCCACAACUAAGUACACGGGAGCACGAAGACGAUGGUUCACUAUCUCUUUGCGAUGCACAAGUGGAACCGAUAGUCAGGGAAGAGGGAAGUAUUCAGUUGAACACAAAUAAGUACCCAAUCUGUUAUGACAAAAUUGUGCCUAAAAAUAACUUUCUUGGAGAAGUAAGCAUCUUAGACAUAGGAUGUGGAUACGGAGGGUUGCUAUUCUCCCUAAGUAAAAUUUUUUAUGAUAAAUUAAUAUUAGGUAUGGAAAUACGAGACAAAAUAACCAAUUAUGUAGGUGAAAAAAUAAAUUCGUAUAGAAAAAAUUAUAGUCCUCAUUAUAAAAACAUUUCUGUGAUCCGAACAAAUGCUAUGAAAUUUUUGCCAAAUUAUAUAAGUAAAAAUCAAAUUGAGAAAAUAUUUUUUUGUUUUCCUGACCCACAUUUUAAAAAACAAAAUUGGAGAAGAAGAAUAAUUACGAUAGAAAAUUUAUCUUUAUAUUAUUAUAUAUUAAAAAAAAAUGGCCUAAUUUAUUUUAUUACUGAUGUGUAUACAUUAUACUUAUGGGUCAAAUUCUGUUUUAGCAAGUAUCCCAACUUUUAUCUGCUAACUUUGGAAGAAUGCAAAAAUGAUAUUUGUGUGCAGUUAAUACAUGAAAGUUCAGAAGAGUCAAAACGAGUAAAAAAAAAUAAACAAGCCAUGUAUUUUUGCGUUGCGCGAAAGAUGUAG